Molecule: messenger RNA, 1859 nt
Organism: Astyanax mexicanus (Mexican tetra)
Lineage: Eukaryota; Metazoa; Chordata; Actinopteri; Characiformes; Acestrorhamphidae
Gene: mybpha
Product: myosin binding protein Ha
Exons: 11
Coding region: 79-1485 (468 amino acids)
Molecular function (GO): protein binding
Source: RefSeq, a predicted model, not a curated record
AUCCAGACUCCAGCAGAGGAAGUAUAAAUCUGGAGUCUCCACAAACAACCACAGACUGACUUUUUCACAGGAUUUGCCAUGCCGGUCAAUCCAGCAACCCCUCCUGAAGCGGAGACUGCUCUCCCCCCAGCAGACACUGUUCCCAGCACCCCUGAAGCUCCUGCUGCUGAAACUACUGCUCCAGAAGUAGCCCCUGCUCCAGCAGCCCCUGCUGCUUCUCCUGAAGCUUCACCUAAGGCUCCCUUAAGUCCUCCUCAAAACCUCACUGUACAUGAUGUCACCAACACAUCUCUUACCCUCAAAUGGAGCACCCCAGAGAGUGCUGUAGACUCUGGACUGGAUGGAUACUGCGUGGAAUACUGCAAGGAAGGAGCGUCUGAAUAUGUGGCUGCUAACACAGAGCUCAUCACAUCCAACCUGUUUGUGAUUAAGAACCAGACCACAGGAGACUCACUGAACGUCCGUGUUGUGGCUGUGAGGGCCGGGGAGCGCAGUGAGCCUGCAAGCCUCCCCAACCCAAUCACCAUCCGCGAGGUCCCGGAUCAUCCAAGAAUCCGCUUGCCUCACUUGCUCAGAUCACGAUAUAUCAAACAAGCUGGAGAUCAGAUCAACCUUGUCAUCCCUUUCAGUGGACAACCCAAGCCUAUGAUUACAUGGACCAAGAAUGGUCAGCCGUUGGAUGUAAAGAAGGUUAAUGUUCGUAACAGCGACAAAGACAGCAUCCUCUUCAUUCGCAAAGCUGAGAGAGACGACUCCGGCACGUACCAGAUGACUGUCAAGAUUGAUAGUUUAGAGGACAAGGCAACCAUUGUAAUUCAGAUUGUGGAACUCCCUGGUCCUCCUACCAGUGUGAAGUUGGUUGACUCAUGGGGUUUUAACGCUGCUCUGGAAUGGACUCCACCCAAAGACAAUGGAAAUACUGACAUUACUGGCUACACUGUUCAAAAGGCUGACAAAAAGACUGGGGAGUGGUUUACUGUACUAGAGCACUUUCACAGGCUGAACGCCACUAUCUCUGACCUCGUCAUGGGAAAUUCUUACAGCUUCAGAGUCUUCAGUGAGAAUGUGGUUGGAAGGAGCGAGACUGCUGCUGUAACUAAAGAAGUUGCUAAAAUUCAGAAAACAGGUACUGUCUACAAACCUCCACAUUAUAAAGAACAUGAUUUCAGCGAGGCCCCCAAAUUCACAGCAUCCCUAAGUGACAGGGCAGCCACUGUCGGCUACACCACCAGACUCCUGUGUGCGGUCCGGGGCUCCCCUAAGCCUAAGAUUGAAUGGAUGAAAAACCAGAUGAUUAUCGGAGAUGACCCAAAAUUUAGGCAGAACAGCAACCUUGGAGUCUGCUCACUAGAGAUCCGCAAACCCAGCAGCUUCGAUGGAGGUGUCUACACCUGCAGGGCCAAGAAUCCUUACGGAGAGGCUACAGUGGCUUGCAAACUGGAGGUUAAACAAGUGGUCGUUCCAACGGAGGAAGCCAAGAAAUAGGCUGCCGACUUCACAGCUGACUUUACUGAGGGGGGGAAUAGAAAAAAGUCAAAUAUUAAACAUACAGUGAAGUAUUUAUAUAUGAGAUAAAUAAACAAAUAUGCUCCUCACAUGAUUACACACUUCUCCGACUAACAUAUUUGACUAUUUGUGAGCAACAAAUACACAGCUAAGACUUCUUAGUACAUGUAAAUGAAUCUACUGUGUUAGAGAAAGGCCAUUAUUGUAGUCCUGCUGCAUGUGUGUUGGUUAUGUUGUAAUUUUGUCUGUAAUCUUUUUGAAUGUUUGUCAUGUUCAUCUGAGCCAAUAAAUAAGGCCAGUCCUUCAUCUGUGCCAAGUCAAAGCAGGUCUGAAGGGCAGGUGAUCCAGACUUU